AUGGGACAAACUAUGACGACGCCUCUCUCUCUUACUCUAAGUCACUGGACCGAAGUUAAGUCUAGGGCCCAUAAUCUCUCGGUAGAAGUAAGGAAAGGGAGAUGGCAAGCGCUGUGUACCUCUGAGUGGCCCACAUUUCAGACAGGGUGGCCACCCGAAGGAUCCUUUAUGCUAGAUCAGAUCAGGCUAGUUAAGUCUAGGGUCUUUAACACAGGACCCCACGGACACCCAGACCAGACACCAUAUAUCCUGGUCUGGGAAGAUCUAGUUCUUUUCCCGCCUCCGUGGGUCCGGCCCUUUGUUCUCUCAGCAGGCAUGUCCGCAUGCGCACCAGCACGGCCGGAAGUACUGGCCCUGAAAAAAACCCCGGACGCCGAGAAGUCAUCUGAAGCCCCGGACUCACAGAAGGCGAUAUAUCCAGACUUGCAGUCCGAUCUGCUUCUCCUCGAUCCCCCACCACCACCUUACCCUCCAGCCCUAGACCCCAUACCGCCUCCCGAUUCCCCAGUCCCAGCUCCGCAACCCUCCGCACCAAUAGGGCCACCUGUUGUGGCAGAAGGGGGGGGUCCCUCGGCGGGCACCAGAAGCCGGAGGGCUAUUUCCCCGGAUUCUACCGCUUUACCCCUUAGAGAAUAUGGCCCUCCGGACAACCAUGGGAAUAGGCCCCUCCAGUACUGGCCCUUUUCCUCUGCAGAUCUUUAUAACUGGAAGAUGCAUAACCCUACUUUCUCUGAAAACCCACAGGCUCUCACUGCUUUAAUAGAAUCUCUUGUUUUCUCCCAUCAGCCUACCUGGGAUGAUUGCCAGCAGCUUCUGCAGACUCUCCUCACCACUGAGGAAAGACAAAGAGUCCUCUUAGAAGCUAGGAAAAAUGUUUUAGGCACAAACGGGCAGCCCACCCAGCUGCCUAAUGAGAUUGACGCUGGCUUCCCUCUUGUCAGACCGAACUGGGAUUUUAACACUCCUGAAGGUAAGGAGCACCUGAAAAUGUAUCGCCAGGCUCUAGUGGCGGGUCUCCAUGGAGCGGCCAGACGGCCCACGAAUUUGGCAAAAGUAAGGGAGGUAACUCAGGGGCCCCAGGAAUUACCAACUGUGUUCCUAGAGCGGCUAAUGGAAGCCUUCCGGCGGUUUACUCCCUAUGACCCCACUUCUGAGGAACACAAGGCCACCAUAGCUAUGGCUUUUAUUGACCAGGCGGCCCCUGAUAUCAGAAAGAAGUUACAGAGACUAGAUGGUCUCCAGGGUUUCUCUCUCCAGGAUCUAGUCAAGGAGGCAGAUAAGGUAUACAAUAAGAGAGAAACCGAGGAAGAAAAGGAAGAAAGGAGACAGAAGGAACAGGACGAGAGAGAGGAAAGGAGACAGAAAGAACAGGAAGCCCGUGAGUUAAGACGGGAUAAGAGACAAGAGAGAAACUUAAACAAAAUCUUGGCUACCGUAAUUGGAGGAGGGAACAUUAGAGAUAAGGGCAGACAGGGAGGCAACAGAAGGCAACCAUUAGAUAAAGAUCAGUGUGCCUACUGCAAAGAGAAAGGACAUUGGGUACGGGAGUGCCCGAAGAAAAAGGACGGGCGACGCCCGCCGCAAGACAAGGUCUUGCCCCUAGAUGAAGAAGAUUAUUAGGGGGGUCAGGGCUCAAGCCCCCUCCUUGAGCCCAGGGUAACCUUGAAAGUUGAGGGGGAACCAGUUCAGUUUUUGGUGGAUACUGGAGCUCAGCACUCAGUCCUCCUGCAACCAAGAGGGCCUCUCUCAGACAAACGGUCAUGGGUCCAAGGGGCUACAGGAAAUAAACAAUAUUCUUGGACCACCCGCCGGACUGUAGAUCUUGGAAUGGGGCAAGUGACCCACUCAUUUCUGGUCAUCCCAGAAUGCCCCUAUCCGCUGUUGGGGAGAGACCUACUCUCCAAAGUCGGGGCACAGAUUCACUUCCAGCCCGGGGGACCCACCAUAACGGAUAGCCAGGGAAGGCUCCUCCAGAUUUUAACUAUGAGACUAGAAGAUGAACACAGGAUCUAUGAGAAACCCUCACCUCCUCAAACUGAUAUGCAGGACUGGAUGACCAGGUUCCCUCAGGCCUGGGCUGAGACUGCGGGGAUGGGGAUGGCAAAAUACCGCCCCCCGGUGGUAGUGGAACUUAAGGCUACCGCCACACCAGUAACAAUCCGCCAAUACCCUAUGAGCAAAGAGGCUCGGGACGGCAUCCGUCCGCAUAUACAGAGACUGCUGGAAUUAGGAAUCCUGGUGAGAUGCCAAUCAGCAUGGAACACACCUCUCCUGCCUGUUAAGAAGCCAGGGACUAAUGAUUACAGGCCAGUACAGGAUCUACGAGAGGUAAACAAGCAGGUAACAGACUUACACCCCACUGUGCCAAAUCCUUAUAACCUCUUGAGUACUCUCCCACCUCAACAUACUUGGUACACUGUCUUAGAUCUUAAGGAUGCUUUCUUUUGUUUGAGACUUUCCUCCCUCAGCCAGCCCUACUUUGCUUUCGAGUGGAAGGACCCUGCCUCAGGAAUAGCAGGCCAGCUGACUUGGACACGCCUGCCUCAAGGAUUUAAAAAUUCUCCUACCAUCUUCGAUGAAGCGCUGCAUCAGGACCUGGCAUCGUACAGAGAAUCUAACCCCCAGGUAACUCUGCUUCAAUAUGUUGAUGAUAUUCUUUUAGCUGCGGAAACCCGAGAGGACUGCAUCAAGGGGACUGAAAGACUGCUGACGGAACUUGAAACAUUGGGAUACCGGGCAUCAGCGAAGAAAGCCCAAAUCUGUCAGCGACAGGUCAGUUACCUGGGGUAUUUGCUAAAAGGAGGACAGAGAUGGCUCUCAGAAAGCAGAAAAGACACUGUGGCCCGAAUACCUGCCCCUAAGAGUCCCAAACAGGUUAGAGAAUUCUUGGGAACGGCUGGAUUCUGCAGGCUAUGGAUUCCGGGGUUUGCUGAACUGGCAGCCCCUCUGUACCCCCUAACCAAGAGCGGCACCCCAUUCACAUGGGGUGACAAGGAACAACGGGCUUUUGACCAAAUUAAGAGAGCCUUGCUAUCAGCCCCGGCCCUAGGGCUACCCGAUGUAACUAAACCUUUUCGUCUAUAUGUGGCAGAAAACAAAGGUAUUGCAAAGGGAGUACUGACCCAAAGGCUGGGCCCUUGGAAUCGCCCUGUUGCAUACCUAUCAAAGAAAUUAGACCCUGUGGCAGCUGGCUGGCCUGCCUGUCUGAAAAUAAUUGCUGCCGUGGCCACACUGGUAAAAGAUGCAGAUAAACUGACUUUAGGACAAAAUCUGACAAUAACUGCACCUCAUGCACUAGAAAGUGUAAUUCGCCAACCGCCUGAUAGAUGGCUCACCAACGCCAGAAUAACACAUUAUCAGACUCUACUCCUGAAUUCGGACCGCAUUAAAUUUACUUCAGCCACCGGGCUGAACCCUGCUACACUGUUACCGGACCCUGACAUAGAAGGCACCACCAUCAUUCAUGACUGUCAAGAGGUGCUAGCGGCAGCGCACGGAACCAGACCAGACCUGACAGACCAGCCCCUCCCGGACGCUACCCUUACCUGGUUUACGGAUGGGAGCAGCUUCCUAGAAGAAGGUAAGCGACGGGCGGGGGCUGCAGUGGUAGACGGGAAAGAAAUUAUAUGGGCUGCCGCGCUGCCGCAGGGGACCUCCGCUCAGCGGGCUGAACUAAUAGCCAUGACUAAAGCUUUGGAGUUGGCUGAAAAUAAAAAGGUUAACAUCUAUACGGACAGUAGGUAUGCCUUCGCUACCGCUCAUGUCCAUGGGGCCAUCUAUCAACAGAGAGGGUUACUGACUUCGGCGGGAAAAGAAAUUAAGAAUAAAGAAGAAAUAGUAGCCCUGCUGGCAGCCCUGGUGCUCCCAACCAAAGUUAGCAUUAUUCACUGCCCUGGGCAUCAAAAAGGGAAUUCGCCACUAAUAAAAGGAAAUAAUAUGGCCGAUCGAGUGGCCCGAGAAGUGGCAUUAGGAGAAAUUAUCCUGGAACUGACUAACACAGACCCUGAGACACCAGUGCCCACCCCAACCAAGGGGUCCUUGUCCCCCCAGCAAACAAAGUCUAUGUUACAGCAAAUCCAUAGAUGGACACAUCUGGGCACUAAGAAAAUGGUGUCUCUGUUGCAAAAGGCGGGCUAUGACACCCCUGGAUUAACCAAAUUGGCCGAGCAAAUUGCUCGGGAAUGUAUUCCAUGCCAACAGGUAAAUUCCCACAAAGGAAACAUGAUAAGCGGCAAGAGGCUCAGAGGGGACAGACCCGGAGCCUACUGGGAGGUUGACUUCACUGAAAUCCGCCCAGGCAGAUAUGGUAACAGAUAUCUCUUAGUUUUCAUAGACACUUUUUCAGGGUGGAUAGAGGCCUUCCCCACCAAGAAGGAAACAGCCAAUGUAGUAGCUAAGAAGAUAUUGGAAGAAAUUUUCCCCAGGUUUGGAGCUCCUAAGGUAAUAGGAUCUGAUAAUGGACCUGCCUUCGUUGCCCAGGUAAGUCAGGGGGUAGCCAAGUACUUGGGGACAGAUUGGAAAUUGCAUUGUGCCUAUAGACCCCAAAGUUCAGGACAGGUAGAAAGGAUGAAUAGGACCCUAAAAGAGACCUUGACUAAAUUGUCCAUUGAGACUGGCGGUACUGAUUGGACGGUGCUCCUUCCCCUGGCCCUGUUUCGGGCCAGAAACACUCCCUCUCGCUAUCACCUUACUCCUUUCGAAAUUCUGUACGGAGCUCCUCCUCCUCUGCUCAUAUUGGGGGAAGGUGUUAGCCCAGACUGUCAAAAUAAUACUGAUUUAUAUGCCAGGCUGUUGGGGCUCCAGCUGGUUCAGAAGGAAGUGUGGUCUCAGUUGGCAGAGGCAUACCGGCCGGGGACCCCUGCAGAAGCCCAUCCCUUCCAAGUCGGAGACUCUGUGUACGUCCGCCGGCAUCGGACCCAGACGCUGGAACCCCGCUGGAAGGGCCCCUACAUCGUACUGCUCACCACUCCAACUGCAGUCAAGGUAGACGGCAUAGCGGCCUGGAUCCACGCCUCGCACGUUAAGGCGGCCCCAACAUCCACCGGAGGCUUGACCCCAUUCCCAACUUCAGCAACACCAGAAUGGAAAGUCUGCAAGACCAAAAACCCGCUCAAACUCAAGCUCCUGCGAUCACCCGACUCCUAA
This is a messenger RNA of Kogia breviceps (pygmy sperm whale), 5145 nucleotides long. Lineage: Eukaryota; Metazoa; Chordata; Mammalia; Artiodactyla; Physeteridae. The record is from RefSeq and is a predicted model, not a curated record.